AUGGUCAUGGUUUUUCGAAACCUUAAGGCUGUUUUUGGGGAACAUAAUGAAAUGGUAAUUGUGUCUGAUGCUCACAAAAGUAUAGAAAAUGGGUUUAAUGCCGUUUAUGGAAUAGCUGAACAUGGAUUAUGUGCAUUCCAUUUGUUGAAGAACUUGAAAAAGAACCAUAAAUCACUUCCCAUGGAGGACUCAUUCAAUAAAUGUGUUAGAGCUUAUACACCACUGGAAUUUGAGUACUACAUGAGGCAACUCGAACAACUAUCUCCAUCAAUGAGGCAUGAGUUGGAAGCAGUGGGAAGACACAGAUGGGCUAGGGCAUUUUUUAGGAGAAAAAGAUACCAGAUAUAUCCUGUAGACCAACAUGAAUUUGAAGUCCACCAUCGUAAGGAACAAUUUUUCGUCAACAUUUUAAAUCGGACAUGUUCAUGUCGUCAGUGGGACCUUGAUUUGAUCCCUUGUUCACAUGCAUGUAUAGCAUUGUCCACAAGGAAUCUUAAUCUCCAUUUGUACACUGAUAAGUUCGACUAUGUCUCAAAUUUGAUAAACAUGUACAAGAAGGGGACGCGUCCUAUUGGUAGUGUAAACCAAAUUAGGAAUACGCACCAAGGUGGCAAUGAUGGAAUACUUCCACCGCAGGUUAAGCGUCCAGCCGGAAGACCAAAAAAGAAGAGGUUUGCUUCAUUUUUAGAGAAGAAAGCCAUUGUUCAUUGCAACAGGUGUGGUAAAAAAGGUCACAAUUGCAGGUCUUGUAAAGAACCCAUUUAG
Molecule: messenger RNA, 765 nt
Organism: Cucumis melo (muskmelon)
Lineage: Eukaryota; Viridiplantae; Streptophyta; Magnoliopsida; Cucurbitales; Cucurbitaceae
Exons: 2
Coding region: 1-765 (254 amino acids)
Molecular function (GO): nucleic acid binding; zinc ion binding
Source: RefSeq, a predicted model, not a curated record